Polyodon spathula (Mississippi paddlefish) is the source of this 1397-nucleotide messenger RNA. RefSeq names its product zgc:172076. Bases 95 to 1291 code for a protein of 398 amino acids. Gene Ontology annotation, biological process: phosphocreatine biosynthetic process. Gene Ontology annotation, molecular function: creatine kinase activity. Lineage: Eukaryota; Metazoa; Chordata; Actinopteri; Acipenseriformes; Polyodontidae. The record is from RefSeq and is a predicted model, not a curated record. The transcript has 9 exons.
UCGAUUCCAUUCAGUUGUUAGACAGGGCACCAUUAUUGGACCUUUCAUGCAAUUGACUUUCCUUUGAACAAAACAUUGAACUAUAUUAGUCAAGAUGUGGAAACUAAGACCUCCCCUUGAGAUGCCACUGGCCACAAAGUACAAAUCUGUUCUAGAGCAGAGGAUGCCGAAGGAUCCCAUGUCUUUAAUCAAACUGAAGAGACUGUCCCCUGAGGAAGAAUUUCCGGACCUGAACAGGAACUACACCUGUAUGGCCAGGAUCCUAACUCUGCAGAUGUAUAAGCGGCAAUACGGGAGAGCCUCUGAGAGCGGCUUUACAUUCGAUGACGUCAUCCGUCCUGGCUUGGAAGACCCUGGUGGCCCAUGUUCAGAGGCUGUGGGCUGUGUGGCAGGAGAUGCUCACUGUUACAUCAUUUUCUGUGACUUUUUUGACCGCAUCAUAGAACUCUAUCAUCAUGGCUACAAAAUGACUAUGGCUCACAAGAGUGAUUUCAACUAUGAAAACCUUAAGGGUGGAGAUGACUUUGACAGCCAGUAUGUGUUGAGCUGCGAGGUUCGUGCUGGGCGGAACGUGGAGGAGUUCUCGUUUCCACCGCACUGCAGCAGAGGAGAGCGUCGCCAGCUAGAGUCAUUGGCAAAGCAAGCCUUUACACAACUGAGCCAAGAGUUGCCAGGCACUUACUAUUCACUGAAGGACCUUUCAGAGGACAGACAGGAGCUGCUUGAUGCUGGGGUCUCAGUGGACAGCCCGUCUCUGGUGAUGAUGAAGACUGGAGUGGCGCGAGAUUGGCCUGAUGCCCGAGGUGUUUGGAUCAGUCAAGAUACAAAACUGAUUGUAUGGAUUAACAACGAAGAUCACCUUCAGGUAGUAUGCACACAAAAAGGAUGUGACAUAAGAAAGGCCUUUGCACUGGUCUGCAUCAACCUCGGGAGGCUAGAAGACCUCUAUAAGAAAAUGAAACACCCCUUCAUAUGGAAGGACCACCUGGGAUACGUGUUGAGUUCCCCAGCUGAAGUGGGCACUGGACUGAGGGCCUGUUGUGACGUGAAGCUGAGCCACAUCCACAAGCAUGACAAAUUUGAAAAUAUAAUGGAGAGACUGCGUCUACGUAAGAGUGUCAUUGGUGCAGUGGGUAGCAGUGUCUAUAAGAUUUUCAAUGCAGACACUAUUGGUUUCACUGAGGUGGAGCUCCUGCAGUUGUUAGUGGAUGGAGUAAAACUCUUAAUUAACAUGGACAAGAAUCUUAAGCAGGGCAGCACUAUUGAUCACCUCAUGCCUGCUCCAAAGUAGAAUGCAAUGAAGCAUCAGCGAAACACAAACUGCUGACUUCAUGUAGAAGAAAGUGCAAUAAUGUUUUGAUUAAACAAUUCGAUUUGUAAUAAGAAUAGAAAAUCUC